AUGGAUUCGGAAAUACUGUAUGUAAAUGACAAUGCUUGCCCACACUGGAUUGUCCCUAUACCUGGCGACGGUUCGUGUUUAUUUCAUUCUUUGUCAUUCUCUAUGUAUGGGAAUAUUGAGUCGUCGUAUGAGAUUAGACUUGCUAUAAUCGAGUACGUGGUAGCGCAUGGGGAUGAGUUACAACUAUAUACUUGUGACGAGCGUGGAAACCCCUACAUUAAUACUGAUUUGUACAUGACGGCAAUGGUAAAAACAACCACCUAUGGUUCCACGUCUGAACUUAUGGCGGCCGCCGCUUUGUAUCCGUAUCCUUUCGAGGUUUACGAAAAUGGCAUUUUGAGAGGAUCAUUCGGUGGUGAUUCUGGUAAUCCGGUGAAACGUUUACGAUUUUCUGGAAAUUUCUUAGGUGGCCAUUAUGAAGUGCUCCUUCCAGAAGUGCCUCCAAAUGAUGAUAGUUCGAAUAAAAAUAAUAAAAGUUACUUAAAACGGGUGGAAGACCUAAAAAGGCUAAUAAAGGAAGACCUAAAACUUCGGCACUAUCCCGUUCUCAACAAAUCAAAGAAGCAGCGGCUCGUUAUCGUCAGAACAAACCCGAAAAACGUAAGGAGACAUUAA
Parnassius apollo (apollo) is the source of this 615-nucleotide messenger RNA. Lineage: Eukaryota; Metazoa; Arthropoda; Insecta; Lepidoptera; Papilionidae. The record is from the annotation of a GenBank genome assembly.